CUCUGCGUGAUGCAUUUCUUGCAUCUGAUUGCGGUAAGCUGUGUUGGAGCCCUCACACCCCUUGCAACGCCGCGUAUCAUCCGCGCGACGCGUGUCAGCGCUGCAGCGGUCGAAGCCAAAGCAGAUUGGAACGGCGCGUUCCCGUCCGGGGCGGCGGAGGAGUUCGACGAAGCAUUGCAGUGCCUCUCGCUCGACUCCGACGACGAGUCGUGCUCGAUCGCCUACCUCGAGGACGUAUUUAGAAAGGUGGACACCGAAAAAGUUCGUAGCGAGUGCGACGCCGAUCAGGAGGCGAAGAUCGACGAACUAUGGAAGAUCAUCAAGAUGAUGUACGGCGGCGCGAGUCGCAAGGAGGCCAUUAUCGCGCGGAGAAAGCUCCCGGUGCCCGACACCGCCGUCGCCGACGCGUACUCCCUCUGUCUGCGAUUCCUGAACCCGGCGACGUCAAAAGAGGCCGGCUGCUCGAGGGAAGCCCUGGACCGCGCGCUCGAGUUGCUCGACUGCGAGGGCGACGAAUGCCUCGCGCUCAACGAGGGCCAGCUCCAGGUCCUCGACCAGCUCCACAAAUGCGUCGACCGCAUCGACGCGGGCGAGAGCGUCGAAGCCGCCGUCCAGAACACGUGGGACGCGCGCGAGGCCGUCGCGCGGAAGCGGCUCGCGGACUACUACACCUCGUAG
Messenger RNA from Pelagomonas calceolata, 678 nucleotides. The record is from the annotation of a GenBank genome assembly. Lineage: Eukaryota; Pelagophyceae; Pelagomonadales; Pelagomonadaceae.